UAUAGUUAGUUAGGUUUCUCACCAAAUAUGCAAAGUCCAUUAUUACAACUACAAGAGUGUUGUUAGAUUUAUAUUUUGGACGGAGCUUUCAAUUUAUCCACCCUCGUUUCCAUCGACAAACACACCAAUAUACACAUUCACACUCUUCCAAAACCCCAUUCAUUCAACACAUUCCGAUUCCAUUGUUCCUUCAUUCUUUCAAUUCACAGAUACGAAAAUGGAGGCAACAAUGUCCGCGUGCAACUCUCUUACUUCACCGUCCUCCGUUCCCGUCGUCACAGGUUUAUUUGCGGCGAGAGGAGGAUUCAACAAGAGUUUGCAUUCUCAGUGUAGUUUCUUAUCGGGAUCGAACAAGGUGAAGUUUCCGAGCCAAAUUACUCGACCUUGUAAGCAACGCCGAACACCUCAUUCUGGUGCUCUUCGUGUGACUUGUCGUGAGCCAAAGAUCUUGGUCGCGAAUAGAGGCGAAAUCGCUGUUCGUGUUAUUCGUACUGCUCAUGAAUUAGGGAUUCCUUGUGUUGCUGUUUAUUCCACAAUUGAUAAGGAUGCUCUUCAUGUUAAAAUGGCUGAUGAAGCUGUUUGCAUUGGUGAAGCUCCCAGUAGCCAAUCGUAUUUGCUGAUUCCAAAUGUUUUGGCUGCUGCUCAUAGCCGCAAAUGCACAAUGUUGCAUCCUGGAUAUGGUUUCCUUGCUGAGAAUGCUGGGUUUGUUGACAUGUGCAUAGCACAUGGAAUUAAUUUUAUUGGGCCUGAAUCUAGCAGUAUUCGGGUUAUGGGUGACAAAGCAACUGCAAGAGAAACAAUGAAGAAAGCAAAUGUUCCUACUGUUCCAGGAAGUGAUGGGCUUUUGCAGAGCACUGAAGAAGCUAUCAGGCUGGCACACGAAAUUGGUUUCCCUGUGAUGAUCAAGGCAACCGCAGGUGGUGGAGGACGAGGUAUGCGUCUUGCUAAUGUACCUGAGGAGUUUGUGAAGUUAUUACAGCAAGCUAAGAGUGAGGCAGCUGCUGCGUUUGGAAAUGAUGGGGUUUAUUUGGAGAAGUACGUUCAAAACCCAAGGCACAUUGAGUUCCAGGUUCUUGCUGAUAAAUAUAAUAAUGUUGUUCACUUUGGAGAGCGUGAUUGCAGUAUCCAGAGGCGUAAUCAAAAACUGCUUGAAGAAGCGCCAUCUCCCGCAUUGACCCCAGAGUUACGGAAGGCAAUGGGAGAUGCAGCAGUUCAAGCUGCCGCAUCUAUCGGGUACAUAGGUGUUGGAACGGUUGAGUUCCUUUUGGAUGAAAGAGGUUCUUUUUACUUCAUGGAGAUGAACACUCGUAUCCAGGUUGAACAUCCCGUCACAGAAAUGAUUUCGUCCGUUGAUUUGAUAGAAGAGCAAAUUCGUGUAGCUAUGGGCGAGAGGCUUCGAUACAAACAGGUACUAAAGGAGAUAUUUCCCUUGAAAUUCUUUAGAAUCUUUCUCUUAUCAUGGUUUUUCCUACAGGAGGAUAUUGUGCUAAGAGGACAUUCUAUUGAGUGCCGUAUCAACGCAGAAGAUGCUUUUAAGGGAUUUAGACCAGGGCCAGGUAAAAUUACAGCAUACUUGCCGUCUGGAGGUCCAUUUGUCAGAAUGGAUAGCCAUGUUUAUCCUGAUUAUGUCGUUCCUCCAAGUUAUGAUUCCCUUCUUGGAAAGCUGAUUGUAUGGGCUCCGACUAGAGAAAAAGCAAUUGAACGUAUGAAAAGGGCACUCGAUGACACGAUUAUCACAGGAGUUCCUACAACUAUUGAUUAUCAUAAACUUAUCCUUGACAUAGAGGAUUUCAAAAAUGGCAAGGUUGAUACUGCUUUUAUUCCAAAACACCUGGAUGAGUUGGCUGUGCCCCCACAGGCGAAGAUGGUAUUAGUUAACAAGGUGACAGAUCUUAACAAUGCGACAGAUCUUAACAAUGCGACAGAACCAGCUGCCUUGACUGCCUGAUGGAUAUGACUAUAUGAUGCCAUCCCUAUAAGGAUUUUGCAUUGUUGUAAUCAAUAUGUAGUCCGUGCGCGUGCUUGUGAAAGUUCUAAUGAAAUUUUGAUAACGAGUCUCCCACAAUUAUCUGAUCAAUAAUUAUAUUGUAAAAUGAAUUAACUAUUUUAUGUUUGAUUGAUCCGUAAAAGCAUUAGUGCAAGGUUAUGGGAUUUUACAAUUGUUUUUUAGAGGAUCUGUCUCAUUUCAUGUUUGUAAUUCUUGUAUUAAGAACACAAUUUUAGAUAGUAAUAAACUACAUCAUAUUUAUUACUA
Molecule: messenger RNA, 2254 nt
Organism: Lathyrus oleraceus (garden pea)
Lineage: Eukaryota; Viridiplantae; Streptophyta; Magnoliopsida; Fabales; Fabaceae
Product: biotin carboxylase 1, chloroplastic
Exons: 16
Coding region: 218-1948 (576 amino acids)
Molecular function (GO): metal ion binding; ligase activity; ATP binding
Source: RefSeq, a predicted model, not a curated record